This is a messenger RNA of Polyodon spathula (Mississippi paddlefish), 735 nucleotides long. RefSeq names its product vegetative cell wall protein gp1-like. NCBI's taxonomy places the organism in Eukaryota, Metazoa, Chordata, Actinopteri, Acipenseriformes, Polyodontidae. The record is from RefSeq and is a predicted model, not a curated record.
CCGCCUCAGUCAGCCCCGCCUCAGCCAGCCCCGCCUCAGCCAGCCCCGCCUCAGUCAGCCCCGCCUCAGCCAGCCCCGCCUCAGCCAGCCUCACCAGCCCCGCCUCAGCCAGCCCCGCCUCAGCCAGCCCCGCCUCAGCCAGCCCCGCCUCAGCCAGCCCCGCCUCAGCCAGCCCCGCCUCAGCCAGCCCCGCCUCAGCCAGCCCGCCUCAGUGCCCCGCCUCAGCCAGCCCCGCCUCAGCCAGCCCCGCCUCAGUCAGCCCCGCCUCAGCCAGCCCCGCCUCAGCAGCAGCCUCAGCCAGCCCCGCCUCAGUCAGCCCCGCCUCAGCCAGCCCCGCCUCAGCCAGCCCCGCCUCAGUCAGCCCCGCCUCAGUCAGCCCCGCCUCAGCCAGCCCCGCCUCAGUCAGCAUUGCCUCAGCCAGCCCCGCCUCAGUCAGCCCCGCCUCAGCCAGCCCCGCCUCAGCCAGCCCCGCCUCAGCCUCCAGCCCCGCCUCAGCCAGCCCCGCCUCAGCCAGCCCCGCCUCAGUCAGCAUUGCCUCAGUCAGCCCCGCCUCAGCCAGCCCCGCCUCAGCCAGCCCCGCCUCAGCCAGCCCCGCCUCAGCCAGCCCCGCCUCAGUCAGCCCCGCCUCAGCCAGCCCCGCCUCAGUCAGCAUUGCCUCAGCCAGCCCCGCCUCAGUCAGCCCCGCCUCAGCCAGCCCCGCCUCAGCCAGCCCCGCCUCAGCCAGCCCCGCCUCAG